AUGGAGUACGUGAACAUUUUGGUAGGAGUUUUAUUCGCCUGUUUUUUGGUGCGUGGAGUUGUUAUUUCACUUAGAAGAAGAAGCAAAAGAGUUGCACCAGGUCCAUUCCCUCUGCCUAUUAUCGGAAAUCUUCACUUGCUUGGUCAUAAACCACAAAUAUCACUUGCUCAACUGGCAAAAAUAUAUGGUCCAAUUAUGAAUCUGAAAUUGGGGAAAAUAAACACAGUCGUCAUUUCUUCAUCAAUCUUGGCUAAAGAAGUAAUGCAAAAGCAAGAUUUAUCCUUUUCCAAUAGGUUUGCUCCAGACGCACUUCGUGCCUGCAAUCAAUCUGAUUUCUCUGUUGUGUGGUUACCUGUCAACAACUCACAGUGGAGAACGCUUCGUAAGAUUAUGAACUCUCACAUCUUCUCUGGCAACAAGCUGGACGCUAAUAAGCAUCUCAGGACAAAAAAAAUCGAGGAGUUGAUUGAUUAUUGUCACAAGAGUGGGCAAAAUUGUGAAGCAGUGGAUAUUGGCAGAGCAGCUUUUAGAACUUCCUUAAAUUUGUUGUCCAACACUAUUUUCUCUAAAGAUUUGACUGAUCCAUUCUCUGAUUCUGAUAAGGAAAUUAAGGAAUUGGUGUGGAAUAUCAUGGCUGAGGCUGGUAAACCCAAUUUGGUGGAUUUUUUCCCCUUUUUAAAAAAGAUUGAUCCACAAGGCAUAAGGCGGCGCUUGACAAAUCAUUUUAGCAAGGUUCUUCAACUUAUGAGUAGUUUGAUUGAUGAGCGGUUAAAGGAAAGGGAAAUGGGAAAUCGUGAAAAAGUUGAUGUGUUAGAUGCCCUUCUCAGCAUUAGCCCUGAAGAAAUCGACAGGAAUCAUAUCGAACAUCUCUAUCUAGACUUGUUUGUAGCAGGGACAGAUACGACAUCAAAUACAUUGGAGUGGGCAAUGGCAGAACUACUUAAGAAUCCACAUACUUUGGAGAAAGCACAAAAAGAACUUGCACAAGUAAUUGGCAGAGGCAAACUAGUAGAUGAAGCUGAUGUUGCACAGUUACCUUACUUGCAAUGCACCGUGAAAGAAGCAUUACGAUUACACCCACCAGUUUCUUUAUUAAUUCCUCGCAAAGUGGAGGAAGAUGUUGAGCUUUGUGGCUAUACUAUUCCAAAAGGCUCGCAAGUUCUAGUGAAUGUAUGGGCAAUUGGGCGCGACUCUGGCAUAUGGGAGAACCCUUUGGAUUUUAAGCCAGAGAGGUUUUGGGAGUCAGAAAUAGAUGUUAGAGGUCGGGAUUUUGAGUUGAUUCCAUUUGGUGCUGGUAGAAGAAUUUGCCCUGGAUUGCCUUUGGCUAGCAGGAUAAUUCCAGUCGCGCUAGGUUCAUUGAUAAAUACAUUUAAUUGGAAGCUACAUGGUGGAAUUGCACCUAAUGAUUUGAACAUGGAGGAAAAAUUUGGUAUCACAUUGGCAAAAGAUCAACCUCUGCUAGCUGUUCCUAUUCCACUGUAG
Messenger RNA from Solanum verrucosum, 1482 nucleotides. Its product is annotated as geraniol 8-hydroxylase-like. Bases 1 to 1482 code for a protein of 493 amino acids. NCBI's taxonomy places the organism in Eukaryota, Viridiplantae, Streptophyta, Magnoliopsida, Solanales, Solanaceae. Gene Ontology annotation, molecular function: monooxygenase activity; iron ion binding; heme binding. The record is from RefSeq and is a predicted model, not a curated record. The transcript is spliced from 2 exons.